Molecule: messenger RNA, 5118 nt
Organism: Arabis nemorensis
Lineage: Eukaryota; Viridiplantae; Streptophyta; Magnoliopsida; Brassicales; Brassicaceae
Source: the annotation of a GenBank genome assembly
AUGGCGGCAGCUAACGCACCCAUCACGAUGAAGGAGGUCCUAACGCUUCCGAGCGUUGGGAUCAAUCAGCAAUUUAUCACGUUUACAAAUGUUACUAUGGAGUCUGACAAGUACAUUUGUGUACGAGAGACGGCACCGCAGAACAGUGUUGUAAUUAUAGAUAUGAAUAUGCCGAUGCAGCCUUUGAGGAGGCCUAUCACUGCAGAUUCUGCUCUUAUGAACCCGAACUCGAGGAUCCUUGCCUUAAAAGCUCAAGUUCCAGGAACCACUCAGGAUCAUCUACAGAUAUUUAACAUCGAAGCAAAAGCAAAGUUGAAAUCACAUCAAAUGGCUGAGCAGGUUGCUUUUUGGAAAUGGAUUUCACCAAAGAUGUUGGGGCUGGUCACACAAGCUUCCGUGUAUCAUUGGUCAAUUGAAGGUGAUUCUGAGCCAGUUAAGAUGUUUGAUAGAACGGCCAAUUUGGCAAACAAUCAAAUUAUUAACUAUAAGUGCUCUCCUAAUGAGAAGUGGUUGGUAUUGAUUGGAAUUGCUCCUGGAUCUCCCGAGAGAACACAAUUGGUAAAAGGGAAUAUGCAGCUUUUCUCUGUGGAUCAACAGCGGAGCCAGGCCCUUGAAGCACAUGCUGCUUCAUUUGCUCAAUUUAAGGUCCCUGGGAAUGAGAAUCCUUCUAUUCUUAUAUCCUUUGCAAGCAAGAGCUUUAAUGCUGGGCAGAUAACAUCAAAGCUGCAUGUCAUUGAGCUUGGUGCCCAACCAGGAAAACCAUCAUUUACAAAGAAGCAGGCAGAUCUCUUUUUCCCCCCAGACUUUGCUGAUGAUUUUCCUGUAGCCAUGCAGGUCUCUCACAAAUUUAACUUGAUAUAUGUCAUCACCAAGCUUGGCCUGUUGUUUGUUUACGACUUAGAGACAGCUUCUGCUAUCUACAGAAAUCGGAUAAGUCCAGACCCAAUUUUCUUGACUUCUGAAGCUUCCUCAGUUGGGGGUUUCUAUGCCAUUAAUAGGAGAGGACAAGUUCUUUUGGCUACAGUAAAUGAGGCUACAAUAAUACCAUUUAUUAGUGGUCAAUUGAACAAUUUGGAACUUGCUAUCAAUCUUGCUAAAAGAGGAAACCUCCCUGGUGCAGAUAAUCUGGUUGUCCAGCGUUUCCAAGAUUUAUUUGCUCAAACAAAGUACAAGGAGGCUGCUGAGCUUGCUGCUGAAUCUCCCCAGGGGAUUCUACGGACACCUGAUACGGUGGCUAAAUUCCAGAGCGUUCCUGUCCAAGCAGGGCAAACUCCUCCAUUGUUACAGUAUUUUGGGACCCUUUUGACUAGAGGGAAGCUCAAUACAUAUGAGUCUUUGGAACUAUCUCGGCUUGUUGUGAAUCAAAACAAGAAGAACCUCUUGGAAAACUGGUUGGCAGAGGAUAAAUUAGAAUGCAGUGAAGAACUUGGAGACCUUGUCAAGACUGUGGACAAUGACCUUGCUCUGAAAAUAUACAUCAAAGCUCGAGCUACACCAAAAGUUGUAGCAGCUUUUGCAGAGCGAAGGGAGUUUGACAAAAUACUGAUUUACUCAAAGCAGGUUGGGUACACACCUGAUUACAUGUUUCUUCUGCAAACCAUACUCCGUACGGAUCCUCAGGGAGCAGUGAAUUUUGCUUUAAUGAUGUCCCAAAUGGAAGGAGGUUGUCCAGUUGACUACAACACUAUCACUGAUCUUUUUCUUCAGAGAAAUCUGAUCCGUGAAGCGACUGCUUUCCUCCUGGAUGUUCUGAAGCCAAAUUUACCUGAGCAUGCUUUUCUGCAAACUAAGGUUCUGGAGAUCAAUUUGGUAACAUUUCCUAAUGUGGCUGAUGCAAUUUUAGCAAACGGGAUGUUCAGCCACUAUGACCGCCCUCGUGUUGCUCAGCUCUGUGAAAAGGCUGGACUUUAUGUCCAAUCUUUAAAGCAUUACUCAGAGUUACCUGAUAUUAAACGUGUAAUUGUGAACACACAUGCUAUUGAGCCACAGGCUCUUGUUGAGUUUUUCGGUACUCUUUCUAGCGAAUGGGCUAUGGAGUGCAUGAAGGAUCUUCUGCUAGUCAACCUGAGAGGCAACCUUCAGAUAAUCGUUCAGGCUUGCAAGGAGUACUGUGAGCAACUUGGUGUUGAGUCAUGCAUUAAACUCUUUGAGCAGUUCAAGUCAUACGAAGGGCUAUACUUUUUCCUAGGUUCAUAUUUGAGUAUGAGUGAGGAUCCUGAGAUUCACUUCAAGUACAUUGAAGCAGCUGCCAAGACUGGUCAAAUAAAAGAGGUUGAGCGUGUGACUAGAGAGUCUAACUUUUAUGAUGCUGAAAAGACGAAGAACUUUUUGAUGGAAGCUAAGCUCCCUGAUGCCCGACCGUUGAUAAAUGUCUGCGAUCGUUUCGGUUUUGUGCCUGAUCUUACUCAUUACCUGUACACAAACAACAUGCUUCGUUACAUUGAAGGUUACGUUCAGAAGGUGAACCCUGGGAAUGCUCCCUUAGUUGUUGGGCAGUUGCUUGAUGAUGAAUGCCCUGAGGAUUUUAUCAAAGGCCUCAUUCUAUCUGUUCGUUCAUUGCUUCCUGUUGAACCCCUUGUUGAGGAAUGUGAGAAGAGAAAUCGACUUCGUCUCCUCACUCAGUUCUUGGAGCAUUUAGUUAGUGAGGGAAGCCAAGAUGUGCAUGUCCAUAAUGCCUUGGGUAAAAUUAUCAUAGAUAGUAACAACAACCCUGAGCAUUUCCUGACCACCAACCCUUACUACGACUCUAAGGUUGUGGGUAAGUACUGCGAGAAACGGGAUCCCACCCUGGCUGUUGUGGCAUAUAGAAGAGGACAAUGUGACGAGGAACUCAUUAAUGUCACCAACAAGAACUCUUUGUUCAAGUUACAAGCCAGGUACGUAGUGGAGAGGAUGGAUGGUGACCUCUGGGAGAAGGUUCUUACGGAAGAAAAUGAAUAUAGAAGACAACUCAUUGACCAAGUUGUGUCUACUGCGUUACCCGAAAGCAAGAGCCCAGAGCAAGUUUCUGCAGCUGUUAAAGCAUUUAUGACUGCUGAUCUGCCGCAUGAGCUUAUUGAGCUUCUUGAAAAGAUUGUGCUUCAAAAUUCGGCCUUCAGUGGAAACUUCAAUCUGCAAAAUCUGCUUAUACUGACAGCUAUCAAGGCAGAUCCGUCUAGAGUUAUGGAUUACAUUAACAGGCUGGAUAAUUUUGAUGGUCCGGCUGUUGGAGAAGUGGCGGUUGAUGCCCAAUUGUAUGAGGAAGCAUUUGCGAUUUUCAAGAAGUUUAACUUGAAUGUUCAGGCUGUCAACGUAUUGUUGGAUAACGUCAGAAGCAUUGAGCGUGCUGUUGAGUUUGCUUUCCGGGUCGAAGAAGAUGCUGUUUGGAGCCAAGUCGCUAAGGCUCAACUCAGGGAUGGACUAGUCAGUGAUGCAAUCGAGUCCUUUAUCCGAGCUGACGAUGCCACUCAUUUCCUGGAGGUCAUUCGUGCCUCAGAAGAUACUAAUGUCUAUGAUGACUUGGUCAGAUACCUUCUUAUGGUUAGACAAAAGGUGAAGGAACCCAAGGUUGAUAGUGAGCUCAUCUAUGCUUAUGCAAAGAUUGAAAGGUUGGGUGAGAUUGAAGAAUUUAUUCUGAUGCCAAACGUUGCUAACCUACAAAAUGUCGGCGAUCGCCUGUAUGACGAAGCUCUGUAUGAGGCUGCAAAAAUAAUUUAUGCAUUCAUAUCGAACUGGGCCAAGUUAGCCGUCACACUUGUGAAGUUGCAACAGUUCCAAGGUGCUGUUGAUGCUGCAAGGAAAGCAAACAGUGCAAAGACAUGGAAGGAAGUCUGCUUUGCUUGUGUUGAUGCAGAGGAAUUCCGGUUGGCCCAAAUAUGUGGACUUAACAUUAUCAUACAGGUGGAUGACCUGGAAGAAGUCAGCGAGUACUACCAGAACAGAGGAUGCUUCAAUGAAUUAAUCUCACUUAUGGAGAGUGGACUUGGUCUGGAACGGGCCCACAUGGGGAUCUUCACCGAGUUGGGUGUACUGUACGCCAGAUAUCGUUAUGAGAAGCUUAUGGAACACAUCAAGUUGUUCUCGACCCGCCUCAAUAUUCCUAAGCUUAUACGGGCCUGUGAUGAACAACAGCACUGGCAGGAACUUACCUAUCUAUACAUUCAGUAUGAUGAGUUUGAUAAUGCUGCAACCACUGUCAUGAACCAUUCUCCUGAAGCAUGGGAGCACAUGCAAUUCAAAGACAUUGUUGCCAAGGUUGCGAAUGUCGAGCUUUACUAUAAGGCCGUCCACUUCUACUUGCAAGAGCACCCUGAUAUAAUCAACGAUCUUCUCAAUGUGCUUGCUCUGCGGUUAGAUCACACACGUGUUGUUGAUAUUAUGCGCAAGGCUGGUCACUUGCGCCUUAUCAAGCCGUACAUGGUUGCAGUUCAGAGCAACAAUGUUUCUGCAGUAAAUGAAGCUCUGAAUGAGAUAUACGUAGAAGAAGAAGACUAUGACAGGUUGCGCGAGUCCAUCGAUUUGCAUGACAGUUUUGACCAGAUAGGCCUCGCUCAGAAGAUUGAGAAACACGAGCUUGUCGAAAUGAGACGUGUGGCUGCGUAUAUCUACAAGAAAGCUGGUAGAUGGAAGCAAUCAAUUGCUUUGUCAAAGAAAGACAACAUGUACAAGGACUGUAUGGAAACUGCUUCACAAUCCGGCGACCAUGACCUUGCAGAACAACUUCUGGUUUACUUCAUUGAACAGGGGAAAAAGGAAUGCUUUGCUACAUGUCUCUUUGUCUGUUAUGACUUAAUCCGACCAGACGUUGCUCUAGAACUUGCUUGGAUCAACAACAUGAUCGACUUUGCCUUCCCGUAUCUCCUCCAGUUUAUCCGAGAAUACUCUGGCAAAGUGGAUGAACUAAUCAAGGACAAGAUAGAGGCACAAAAAGAAGUGAAGGCCAAAGAGCAGGAAGAGAAGGAUGUCAUGUCCCAACAGAACAUGUACGCCCAGUUAUUGCCACUGGCUCUACCUGCUCCACCGAUGCCAGGAAUGGGAGGAGGUCCAUCAGGGAUGGGAGGCGGUUAUGGUCCGCCACCACCGAUGGGCGGAAUGCCAGGAAUGCCGCCAUUUGGAAUGCCACCGAUGGGCGGCUACUAA